Molecule: messenger RNA, 3926 nt
Organism: Amoebophrya sp. A120
Lineage: Eukaryota; Dinophyceae; Syndiniales; Amoebophryaceae
Source: the annotation of a GenBank genome assembly
CGAAGGUUGUAAAGAUGAGAAAGAUUUUCUAAAAUGUGGUUGCGAACCAAGUAUAUCUGCGCUAUGCAAAAUUGAUACGAUUCAGAUUCUAUGUCAGCGAAAUAAUUUGCAAUCACGCACCGGGGAGAGUCGGAGGUAUUGCACACCCUACGUACAUGUAGAAUCAAUACGAGAAAACCGUGUACAUCAUCAACCUAAGAAGCCGCUGCCGACCAUGGCGUCCUCGCUCGCCAAAGCGAUCAUGCCGGACGCAAAUAGCCGCUUGCCGCUGAUGGAAGUAACGGGUGACACGGUGGCGCCAAUAGCGUACGCCCUCCGCUGCGCUUGCCGUGAUCCGCAGUUAGAGUUGGAGAGGGCGUUUGAAUGCGAUGUAUUCCUUUGAUGCUGCACGAAGAUGAAGAAAUGAGUGUGCUAUAAUUGCCCUGCUUGAUGUGACGAAGAUGGUCGUGCUUGCAGCAGCAAGUUGAUCAUCUUGAACAGGUGCCCCGCCGCUCACGGAUCACGUCCUCUAGUUGUUUGCCGAGUGCUCAGCUGCGAAGCAUAAAGAAACUCACAACAGGUCACCCCGAGCUUGGUCCGCGACUUUGGUCGCAAGCAGAUGUCGGACGGCAACAAAAGGAUAAAAGUUGUGAACGGAUACGUUCUUGCCAGUGAGUUCCGCUCCAGAUUAGACACCAUCGCGUCGAAGGGGUUCAAGCCACGCGACACGGUGAAAAUCCACGUUGGUAACAUUGCGCAACUGGUGAAGCAGGAUGCCAUGAACACGCCAGUAAAGAUCGAAGAGGAGGACAUUGCGGACGACGAGUGCACGCCAGUUUCCUCCGUCGUCGGCGCCAGCAGCACUGCUUCUUCCGCAAAAAUCCCAGGUUUGCCAAGCAGCAGCAGCAGCAGCAGCACUGCCGGUGUGUCGGCGCCAAAAAUACCGCGUGAGGAGCGAAACGCAGCCGAAUACCUGCCCAGAGCGCUGCUAAGAUGUAAACUACUUGUCAGGUAUGAUAAUGCGAUGAAUGAAUGCCUUCAAUUUAUUCUCGGGGGUUGGAUUUUGAAGGUGCUUCUGCUUUCUUAUUGUAAGUACAAGGAUGGAAGGCUUUGAAAAUGAUCAUGAUGUCCGCAAGCAAACACAAAAAAAUCCAGGAAACCCUUCGUUACCUACGACGAGUCCUAUUUUCUGUGUAACCAGAUUCCGGACGAGUACGACAGUAUGGUCUUACUGCAGAAGAAUUCGCCCCAGGAUUUCCGUGCGACCUACGUGAUCCGCGAUCACACGCAAAUCGUGCCGGAAUACUACUUGGAAUUCGGCUUAAAUCCAAAAACCAUGAUUGGCGGCGACGGGGCGGGCGGCGGCGUAGACGAGGAGGAUAUCGACAAGCCGGUAACGUGGUGCGGAAGCUGCAAAGGAGACAACAAAAGACCAGGUACGGUGUAUAUAAAGUGAAGCUUCCAUGAUGAAGAUGAUCUUCCUUCGUUCUCUCUGCGACGAUUUUGAUGUCUCUUCGUGUUUAGCGGGCUGAUGUGGGUACAAUACUUUACAGAUUUCUCAAAAUGAAAAACAGCCGAGUUUUGCAUCGAAGAGGACGGCUGGGCAUUUUGCAAGGCGUGCUUGGACGAUCUCUUCGACAAAUUGCCUAUGAUGAAGGAGCAGAGGACAGUCGUGUAUUUGAUUUUAUGAUUUAUUUGCUCAUGCGUGGUUUACGUUUAUUUUGAUAUUCGCAAUCUCAUUUUCAUUUGGCAACUCAUGUCUCUGAAUGUCGAGCAAACCUCAUUUGCUGACCAUCAUACACCAGGCCUCUGAGCGACAUGAAGCCCACGUUCGCACAUUGCGCACUCCAUAACGAAAGAAAAGCCGAGUGGUGGUGCUUGGACUGCAAGAAGGCCCUCUGCGUUGCGUGCAAGGUCAGCGGAAGCCACUCAAAAGGUGCAGAUAAUGAUGUGAGUGCGACGUCGUGACGUGGAUCUCUUCGGUUGUUAUGAAUGUAGUGGCUUAGAAGUCUUGCACUUUGUUGCAAAGAAAAUAUUCGGCGAGAAUCACUAUUGCUGCAUGUUUUUUUUUCAGGUCGAGCUGCAACCCACACGCUGACGCACAUCCGCGAGCGAUACGAGCAGGUUCGUAAGGAGAUGAUGAAGAUGCCGGAAUACGUCGACGAUGCUACGGACAACCUCAAACUACAGAUGAGUAAAAUCGACGAGCGGUCCGCUGAAGUAGAGUCAAACAUCGAGGAGUUGCUCGAAAGUGCGGCGAAAAGAGCGAGGGAACUGGAGCUGCAGGUACUUUUGUUCCUGUUUGAGAUUCCUUUUUUUUCUUCUUUCCAGGCCGAUCAGCCGACGAGAAGGACAAGCAAGAUUUUGUAAGAUAUCAUAUUCUCCUAAAGUGAUCUGGCUUGAUGAAAUUGAAUGCAAAAGCAUGAAAAUCGUUGUGUGCCUCCUCUAACUAUCAGAUAAAAGUUCUCGGCGCGAAGAAGCUGGAUUCCCUGCGUUCGCGCAAGCACCUGGCGGAGAGGAACCUGCGGCAGAUCGAGUGGGCGCGGAAGUUUGCCGAUUACAUCACGGACCACAAAAUCAUGCCGGCCGAGACGUUCCUGAAGUCCGCUCCCUACCACGAGAAACUGAUCGAGUCGUUGGUGGAAAACGUCGUCGCGGUGGACGAAGAGCAGUACCUUGAGAAGGCGGAUUUGCAGCUCGAGGGUCAUCUUUCCGUUUUGAUUGAAACUGUUGAAAAGUCACCCUCUCCGCAGCAGCGCUUCCGUGUUGGUAUGAUGAAGAAGUCCAGUCGCAGCGGCAAGAUGUCCACGCGGAACAGCGGGGAGAGCCAUCAACCGCUUCUCGGCAGCAACUCCUCCUCAUCCGCUACAGCAGCCGACGUUUUGGCAGCGUCAGCGAAGAAACUCGCGGAGGAGCAGGAAAAAGAGGACGCCGUCAGUAGCAGCAGCUCCAACGGAGCGGCGCCGGCUGGUGCGGGUGGAGCCCCUACUUCCUCUACGGUGAGCAAGUUCGCUAUCCAGAGAAAAAAACCCAUCCACAUCCAUUUUUUGCAUGACAAACACAGAUUUUAUAUGUAUGUUUUGCAUGACAAAUUUGAUGGGGAUGGUUGUUUUUUCCUGGAUAUUCGCGCAGAAGAUCAAGGCAAAUAAAGUCUUGAGCGCCGCCUCUCGGGGAAGCCCGUUCAAAGGAACGGAAGGAAUGCCGCCGAUGCCGAAGUAGUAGGUACGUGUCAGCAUCGAAUAUAUGUUUUGAGCGCAUCACCAAAUAUAUAAGCGAACAAUCCACUCUUUCUUGUUGACCCAUCGCCAUGACCACGAGGACGACCUCUACCUGGGGACAAGGUUAUGCACCCGUAACUAAUCCGAAAAAUCCUCUUCAGUACCAAAAUUGAUUCGAUGAAAACAACUGUCACUGUGCCCAUAAUCAAAUAAAUCCCAUUUAAGAUGAUGAUAAAGCGUUUGAUAUUCUAAUUGCACCUGUGUCUAACUUUGCAUCACAUUAGAGUAGGAAUGGAACAAACAUUCUUGUUCUAGCGGACUACGAAUUUUUGGAGCGUUAAAAGAAGAAAGCUCACACACAAGUACGUUCGUCAUACAGCCCCCCACUUUGGAACCUAAUGAACAAUGUUUUUAGCCACAUCCCCGACGAGCGUUUUGUCGUGCAAAAUGAACUUUUUGUAUCAAUAUUGUCGUGUUGCGAGGACAUGCAGCUUCGAACCGAACAUCUCUGAUAUUUACAGCGUUAGGUGACGCUAUGUUUUACAAUUUGAAAAAAUGCCUGAAUGAUAAAGUACGAGAAUCUUUGGACCAAUGCAGAACCACACGACGUAUUUGACAUGUCUACCACUUGGCAAGCACCGUCAAUGCCCGCCGCGAGCCCGCCGCGCCCGCGCCCAGUAAUGCUCACCGGAUGGGGAUUGUAUAUUUGUAGCAUUGAUGAUUUCCCAC